GUCAUUUUGAUUGUAUCUUCAGCUGUCACCUUUUUCCCCGUUCUGGCGACGAGAGUGAAAACUUUACGGAUUCCUCUCUAUGUCUAUCUGUUCGCUCGCUACUUCGGAACAGGAGUCAUUAUCGCGACUGGCUUCAUCCAGUAAGUGUGAUGUAUGGUCGUUGUAAGCAUGAACAAGUUGUGGCUAAUGACCUCCCUAGCCUUCUCGACCCAUCCUACUAUGAGAUCGGCAUGAACACAUGCGUAGGAAUGACGGGCUCAUGGUACUUGUACUCGUGGCCACCUGCAAUUGCCUUGUCGACUGUGAUGUUGACCUUCCUAUUGGACUUCAUCGCCGAACGCUACGUGGAGAAAAAGUAUGGGAUCCCUCAACAGGAGAAUGUCAAUCCGACAGAGAAUAACCUCCGCUCUGGCUCAGUCGACGCGGCGAUGCUCCGAUACGAGUUCUCCCGACGUCGGUCAUCUGCCCACGGAGAUGGUGCGGUCGAUCGACCAAACGACACGAUUCAGCAACAUCAACCAUCAUCACAGAGAGAUGUGGCAGGGCGCAAGAACACACAGACAUUUGCUACCAUCGACGAGGAGAAAGAGCAUGCAAUGGCCGUGGCUUUCAGACAACAAAUCGCGGCCUUUUUGAUCCUUGAAUUUGGCGUCAUCUUUCACAGCGUCAUCAUCGGCUUGACACUUGGAUCGUCGGGUCCAGAAUUCUCCGUUCUGUACCCCGUCAUUGUCUUCCACCAGUCUUUCGAAGGUCUCGGUAUUGGAGCACGUCUAUCCGCAAUUCCCUUUCCGAAGAAAUAUCACUGGAUGCCUUGGUGGCUGUGUGCUGGUUAUGGUUUGACGACCCCAAUUGCCAUCGCGAUUGGCCUCGGCAUUCGAACCACGUACAACGCAAACAGCUACACGGCAAACGUUGUCGCUGGACUCCUGGAUUCAAUCUCCGCAGGUAUCUUGAUAUACACUGGACUGGUGGAGCUCAUGGCUAGGGACUUCUUGUUUAGCCCUGAACGAACCGACAACGAUAGGCAGUUGGCGUUUAUGGCUAUCUCGAUGCUCAUGGGGGCAGGGAUCAUGGCUUUGCUCGGGAAGUGGGCGUAGAUCGAGUCAUGUUAUCAUGCUACACCGCGCAACAUGGCCAGAGGGAGACUGCUAGCUAGUGUGGUGAACGAGUUGCAGAUGCCGGUCAAAUUAAUGAGGAACAGGGCUUCCGGGAGCGGCUUCAUAAGCGGGUGCAGGUCGUUUGAAGUAUUGUUGGC
Molecule: messenger RNA, 1255 nt
Organism: Exophiala viscosa
Lineage: Eukaryota; Fungi; Ascomycota; Eurotiomycetes; Chaetothyriales; Herpotrichiellaceae
Product: Zinc/iron permease
Exons: 1
Coding region: 150-1097 (315 amino acids)
Biological process (GO): zinc ion import across plasma membrane
Cellular component (GO): plasma membrane
Molecular function (GO): high-affinity zinc transmembrane transporter activity
Source: RefSeq, a predicted model, not a curated record